Vicugna pacos (alpaca) is the source of this 2578-nucleotide messenger RNA. RefSeq names its product potassium voltage-gated channel subfamily A member 1 (gene KCNA1). Gene Ontology annotation, cellular component: juxtaparanode region of axon; membrane; paranode region of axon. Gene Ontology annotation, molecular function: delayed rectifier potassium channel activity; protein binding. NCBI's taxonomy places the organism in Eukaryota, Metazoa, Chordata, Mammalia, Artiodactyla, Camelidae. Gene Ontology annotation, biological process: protein homooligomerization; action potential; potassium ion transmembrane transport. The record is from RefSeq and is a predicted model, not a curated record.
CUGCAGAGAGCCCCCUGCGGGAGGGGCCGGCCAGCGCGCCGAGAAGCGGGUUGCUGUGGGACUGCACAAACGCAAGCCCGUCCGAGGAGUUGUGCCAGCAACAUCACCGCCUGCAUUGCGUCGGACCUGACCAUUUCCAAUGCGAAAUCCCCGGGGAAGGUCGUGGCCGGGGGCCGGGCGUGUGCGGGGCUGUGGACCGUAAGGGAAGUAGAACUGGGGGUCGGCUUUUCUAGCAGAAGGAAACCUGUGCCGGCAAGGGUGGGGACUGAAUGACAGCCCCCCUCUGCCAAGCCACCCCCUCCUGUUUUCCAUCUACCUCCUCGCUCCCGCCCUCCCCCGCCCUCCCCAUCCCACGCCCGGGUGGGCCAAUCGCUGCUCCGCAUUCCGGGCGCUCUCUCAGGUUUCUGCUGAUCUUGCAGCGCCCAGAAAUGGACCCAGCGGACCCGCGCCGCACGCACCCUGCCCCACUCGGAGCUCCCAUCGGCUCCCGGCGUGCGGCGUAGCCUCGGCGAGGUCCGUGCCGGGGUGCGGGAAGCGGAGGCGACCCGCGAGCCAUGUAGAUCCAGGCUUCUGCUCUCUCGCCUCCUUCGGGAUCGAAUCAAGGGCUCCCACGGUGUUGGGAGGGGGCGAGAGCGCUGCUCACCGUCAUUUGCUUCAGAGCUCGGGAGAGGGUGGCAUUUUGCUUCUCCGCCCCGCAGCCUCCGGAACUCCCCGCACCCGAGAGAGGACUGCGUCUCCAGGUUGCUGGCCACGGGUGAGAAUGGGGGUGGGCAAUGGACAUUUCGGCCGUAGCUGCCCAGUAAAGCGACCGACCGACUGAAGGGGCACAGGACGAGGGGCGAGGGCCGCACGUUUGCCCCGGCGCCCCUCGGAUGCUGCGGCGGCCGCGGCUCCCGCCGGGCUACGGCAAAGGCGACCUGCCGCAUUCCCAGUCGGGCUCUCCGCCGACUCAGCACCGCCCCUGCGCCAAGCCGGCCGGCCAGCACGACGACCACGAGUGCUGCGAACGCGUGGUCAUCAACAUCUCGGGGCUGCGCUUCGAGACGCAGCUCAAGACGCUGGCGCAGUUCCCCAACACCCUGCUGGGCAACCCUAAGAAACGCAUGCGCUACUUCGACCCGCUGAGGAACGAGUACUUCUUCGACCGCAACCGGCCCAGCUUCGACGCCAUCCUCUACUACUACCAGUCGGGGGGCCGGCUGCGGAGGCCGGUCAACGUGCCGCUGGACAUGUUCUCCGAGGAGAUCAAGUUCUACGAGCUGGGCGAGGAGGCCAUGGAGAAGUUCCGCGAGGACGAGGGCUUCAUCAAGGAGGAGGAGCGCCCCCUGCCCGAGAAGGAAUACCAGCGCCAGGUGUGGCUGCUCUUCGAGUACCCCGAGAGCUCGGGGCCGGCCCGGGUCAUCGCCAUCGUCUCCGUCAUGGUCAUCCUCAUCUCCAUCGUCAUCUUCUGCCUGGAGACGCUGCCCGAGCUGAAGGAUGACAAGGACUUCAUGGGCACCGUCCACCGCAUCGACAACACCACGCUUGUCUACAAUGCCAACAUCUUCACGGACCCCUUCUUCAUCGUGGAGACCCUCUGCAUCAUCUGGUUCUCCUUCGAGCUGCUGGUGCGCUUCUUCGCCUGCCCCAGCAAGACAGACUUCUUCAAGAACAUCAUGAACUUCAUCGACAUCGUGGCCAUCAUCCCCUAUUUCAUCACCCUGGGCACUGAGAUAGCCCAGCAGGAGGGCAACCAGAAGGGCGAGCAGGCCACCUCGCUGGCCAUCCUCAGGGUUAUCCGGCUGGUAAGGGUUUUUAGAAUCUUCAAACUCUCCCGCCACUCAAAGGGCCUCCAGAUCCUGGGUCAGACCCUCAAAGCUAGCAUGAGGGAGCUAGGGCUGCUUAUCUUUUUCCUCUUCAUCGGGGUCAUACUGUUCUCUAGUGCAGUUUACUUUGCCGAGGCGGAAGAAGCUGAGUCGCACUUUUCCAGUAUCCCCGACGCUUUCUGGUGGGCGGUGGUGUCCAUGACCACCGUGGGAUACGGUGACAUGUACCCUGUGACAAUUGGAGGCAAGAUCGUGGGCUCCUUGUGUGCCAUCGCUGGUGUGCUGACAAUUGCCCUGCCCGUACCUGUCAUUGUGUCCAAUUUCAACUAUUUCUACCACCGGGAGACCGAGGGGGAAGAGCAAGCUCAGCUGCUCCACGUCAGUGCGCCUAAUUUAGCCUCUGACAGUGACCUCAGUCGGCGCAGCUCCUCCACUAUCAGCAAGUCUGAGUACAUGGAGAUUGAAGAGGACAUGAACAAUAGCAUAGCCCAUUUUAGACAGGCCAGCAUCCGAACUGGCAACUGCACCCUAGCUAACCAAAACUGCGUUAAUAAGAGCAAGCUACUGACUGAUGUUUAAAACAGCCAAGCCAACAUGCUAAAAAGCCCCCCCACUUAGCAGCUUGAAAGACUUAAGACACCAAACAGAACCAAACCCCGAGUGACCCAGGUCACUCUUUGUAGAUACUUCACUAAAUAGUCUUUGAACACUCUAUUUAACUGUCAAUGCGUUGUGGCAUUGCUGUUUGGGGGUGGCGAGCUUUCAGGAGCCAU